Messenger RNA from Corticium candelabrum, 1825 nucleotides. RefSeq names its product succinyl-CoA:3-ketoacid coenzyme A transferase 1, mitochondrial-like. The transcript has 2 exons. Gene Ontology annotation, cellular component: mitochondrion. The record is from RefSeq and is a predicted model, not a curated record. Gene Ontology annotation, biological process: ketone body catabolic process. The coding region runs from base 94 to 1632 and encodes 512 amino acids. NCBI's taxonomy places the organism in Eukaryota, Metazoa, Porifera, Homoscleromorpha, Homosclerophorida, Plakinidae. Gene Ontology annotation, molecular function: succinyl-CoA:3-oxo-acid CoA-transferase activity.
GCUGAAGCCGUAUUUAGAGAGACCUUGUUCACCCAUUUAUUAGUGUCUACACCAGUCACUACCAGUCAUUUCCAGUCUCUCAGCGCACACAGCAUGUUGGCUGCAGUCAGAACGUUCUGUCGACUAACUUCUAGACCUUCUACUCUAUGCUCUUUUAAUCGACAUUUCUCAGCGUCAACAUCUCUCAUGUCAGUCAAGUUCUUCGAGUCUGCUGAUGAUGCUGUGUGUGAUGUGGGUGAUGGUGCGAGUGUGAUGGUCGGCGGGUUCGGUGUGUGUGGGAUACCGGAGAAUCUCAUUGCUGCCUUGUCUCGUCGCGGAGCGAGGGAUUUGUCGGUGAUAACGAGUAAUGCGGGUACUGAUCAUGCCGGUGUGGGCGUGCUGGCUGCUGGAAGACAAAUCAGCUAUAUGACCGUAUCGUAUGUGGGAGAAAGCCCACAGGUUGAGCACCAAUUUCUCCACGGAGAACUGGAAGUUGAACUGACACCACAAGGAACUCUAGCCGAGAGAAUCAGAGCAGCGGGUGCAGGCAUCCCAGCAUUCUACACUCCAACUGCAUACGGAACUCUAGUUCAUCGCGGUGGAGAGCCAAUGAUACACGACAGCCAUGGCAAAGUCAUAAAAGCAAGCAGAGGAAGAGAGUCACGUAUAUUUAACGGUAGACAUUACGUCAUGGAAGAGGCAAUUCACGCAGACUUUGCCCUCAUUAAAGGCUGGAAGGCUGACACAGUAGGCAACGUGAUAUUUCGUCGAUCGGCUAAGAACUUCAACGAUCCAAUGGCUCGUGCGGCACGUGUCACCAUCGCAGAGGUGGAAGAGAUCGUCGAAGCCGGAGAGAUCAGACCCGAAGACGUCCACGUUCCCAACAUAUACGUACAGAGAGUAUACAAAGGUACCAAAUUUGAAAAACCAAUUGAGAGACGUACAGUUAAAGGACACGAAGUGGAAAGCGAUCUCGAUCCAGUCAAAGAGAGAAUUGCCCGACGAGCAGCACUCGAAUUUAAAGAAGGCAUGUAUGCUAAUCUCGGGAUCGGCAUUCCAACCCACGCAACCAACUACAUUCCGAAAGGGAUGAGAGUUUUCCUACACAGUGAGAAUGGAUUACUAGGUCUGGGGCCUUUCCCUGAAGAGAAAGACAUCGAUCCCGAUCUCAUAAAUGCCGGUAAGGAGACGGUGACCGUCAUUCCUGGCGGCUCGUUCUUUGGAAGCGACGAGUCGUUUGCGAUGAUCCGAGGUGGACACAUUCAGUUAUCGAUUCUAGGAGCAAUGCAGGUGUCACAGAGUGGCGAUCUAGCCAACUGGAUGAUUCCGGGGAAAAUGGUGAAGGGAAUGGGCGGCGCGAUGGACCUGGUGGCGAGUCACAGCAAGCAUACGAAGGUCAUUGUCACGAUGCAGCACACCGCGAAAGGCAAGCACAAAAUCGUGCGUGAGUGUUCACUGCCGAUCACGGGCAAGAUGUGCGUCGACGAAAUAAUCACCGAGCUGUGUGUGUUCCAAGUCGAUUCCCACAAGGGUCUCAUGCUGACAGAAUUAUUCGACGGCGUGACCAUCGACGACAUCAAGGAACAAACCGGAUGCGCAUUCAACGUCUCGCCCGACUUGAAACCGAUGCAACUCAUCGACAUUCCUCACUAGUGCUAAUUAAUGGACGAGUCAAUAUAUAUCAAUCAAUCAAUUGGAUGAUGACCUAAGAACAAUGUUGAUUAGAAAACAUUUUACCGAGUGCUCUUCGAUACUCGGCAUCUCUCUCUCUCUGUUUUGACUCUAGCAAUACCAUCUGCUCUUUUAUAGCUCUAUUAUUCGGUUCAAUAGACAAAGCCAGUCUGAA